AUGGAGUUGAUGGAAAACAAAGGCAAGAAAAUUCAGCGGAUAAGGCAAGUGGUGUCCCUUCUCAUUGUCCUCGGGGGGCUGGGGGUGGACUCGGAAUCACUUCGGUAUUCAGUAGUGGAAGAAACUGAGAGUGGGUCCUUCAUAGCUAAUGUGGCAAGAGAUUUAGGACUGGAUGUUGGAAAGCUGUCUGCUCGGGAGGCUCGGAUCGUUUCCAAAGAUGACGAGCCGCAUUUUCACCUCAACCGUCAGACAGGGGACUUGUAUUUAAAGCAGAAACUAGACCGCGAGGAGCUUUGCGGCCAGAGCGAGCCCUGCUUGCUACAUUUCCAAAUUUUAUUGGAAAAUCCCGUACGUUUUUUUCCAGUUGAGAUUAGAGUGAGCGAUGUAAAUGACCACUCUCCUGUGUUUCCGGGAAAGGAAAUGUUUCUGAAAAUCCCGGAAAGCGGUACUCCUGGAAUGGUUUUUCUGUUGGAACGGGCUCAGGAUUUGGAUAUAGGAAGCAAUAGUCUCCAGGACUAUGCAAUCAGUCCAAACUCCUAUUUCCACGUUAAAGUUCGAGAGGGCGGCGACGGAAUAAAGUUCCCGGAACUGGUGCUGGAUAAAGCCCUGGAUCGCGAGAAACAGCCUGAAGUUCGGUUAGCUAUCACGGCUGUGGACGGAGGAUCUCCUCCGAGAUCAGGAACCGCCCAAAUACGCAUCGCUGUAGUAGACAUAAAUGACAACGCACCUGUGUUUUCUCAGCCGCUAUACGAGACUCGGGUUCCCGAAAACAGUCCCGUGGGCUCUCUGCUUGUCACUGUCUCUGCUAAUGACUUAGAUGCAGGAAACUACGGUGAUGUAUCUUACUCUUUUUUCCAAGCAUCGGAGGAAAUUCGGAAACAGUUUCAGAUAAAUAACAUAUCGGGAGAAAUCCGAGUCCGGGAAAAAUUAGAUUUCGAAGAAAUACAGUCCUAUACAGUCAAUGUUCAGGCCACGGACGGGGGAAGUCUUUCAGCAAUAUCCACUGUUCUUGUUCGGGUCACUGACGUGAACGACAACCCCCCCGAACUCACCAUGUCAUCAAUCACGAGCCCCAUUCCCGAGAACUCCCCUGAAACCGUGGUCGCUGUUUUCAGCGUUAGAGAUCGCGACUCUGGGGACAACGGUAGAAUGGUGUGUUCCAUCCAGGAAAAUGUGCCUUUCGCCCUCAAACCGACGUUUGAGAACUUCUACACCUUGGUAACAGACCGAGCGCUGGACCGAGAAAGCCAGUCAGAAUACAACGUUACUAUCACUGUCACGGAUUUAGGCUCCCCAAACCUCAAAGCGGAGAAGAACAUCACGGUGCUGAUAUCCGAUGUCAACGACAACCCCCCUGUGUUCAAUCAAACAUCCUACACACUGUAUGUCCGGGAAAACAACAGCCCCGCCCUGCACAUCGGCAGUGUCCGAGCCGUGGAUAGGGACGCGAGAGAGAACGCCAGGGUGUCCUAUUCUUUGCUGCCUCCCGAGGCCGGCGACCUUCCCCUCUCCUCUUACAUCUCCAUCAACUCGGACAAUGGCAAUCUUUAUGCUCUGAGAUCCAUGGAUUACGAAGCCAUUCCGGAGUUCCAAUUUGCAGUGAGAGCGAUUGACGGCGGUUCCCCGGUCCUGAGCAGCCAGGCGAUGGUUCGUGUGUUGGUCCUGGAUGACAAUGACAACAGUCCCUUCGUCCUGUACCCUCUGCAGAAUGGCACCGCCCCCUGCAAUGAUCUGGUCCCCAGAUGGGCGGAGGCCGGCUACCUGGUGGCCAAGGUGGUGGCGGUGGAUGCGGACUCGGCUCAGAACUCUUGGCUUUCCUUCCAACUCCUCAAGGCCACGGACCCUGGGCUCUUCAGCGUGUGGUCCCACAACGGAGAAAUCCGAACCACAAGGCUUAUCACCGACAGAGACAUCAUCAAGCAAAGACUCGUUGUCCUUGUAAAGGACCACGGGGAACCCCCUCUGUCCACCGAGGCCACUCUGCACGUACUUCUGGUAGACGGCUUUUCGGACCCCUAUAUCCGAAUCUCCGAAGUGCCGAGGGUCGAAGAACAGGAGGACUCCCUCACGGUGUACCUGGUAAUUGCUCUGGCCUCCAUCUCAUUCCUCUUCCUCUUCUCGAUGAUUGUCUUCAUCAUACUUAGGUUGUGGAGCAGGAGGAGACACGCCACGGAUGCUACCACUUUAGGCCCCGAUGGUCUUUUCCCGGGACAUCUGGUGGAUGUGAGCGGCACUGGGACCCUCUCCCACAGUUAUCGCUACGAGGUUUGCUUAACCACUGGCUCGGGGAACAGCGAAUUCAAAUUUCUCAAACCCGUCAUUCCCAGUCUCCCAGCCCAGGAGGGUGAAAGGGAUCUGGAAGAGAAUCCUCCAUUUCGCAAUAGUUUUGGCUUUAAUUAGCGAUAGAUCCUAGCAGAAGAGUUUUUGUGAGUAACUAUUACGAUGUUACGAGAAUAGUUAUCCCAACAUAAUGUUUUCCAAAAGUGUG
Molecule: messenger RNA, 2488 nt
Organism: Tachyglossus aculeatus (Australian echidna)
Lineage: Eukaryota; Metazoa; Chordata; Mammalia; Monotremata; Tachyglossidae
Product: protocadherin beta-14-like
Exons: 1
Coding region: 1-2400 (799 amino acids)
Biological process (GO): homophilic cell-cell adhesion
Cellular component (GO): plasma membrane
Molecular function (GO): calcium ion binding
Source: RefSeq, a predicted model, not a curated record